AUGGCAACGUGUGCGCGCUGCUGGGCCGGUCGGGAGGAUGCUUGGCCUGGGCGGUGCUGUCCAUACCGGGCAGUAAGGAGGUCAGGGUCUCCGCCUCUCACCCUUGCCAUCUGUGUUGGAUGCCCUGGGAGGAACAAGAGUGUCUUGACCGCUGACCCUGCUGACCUCCAGAGAGCCGCCACCACCGGCCCUAUAGACAUCAUGGCAGACAAACUGAAGGACCCGGCAACCAUGGGUUUCCUGGAGGCAGCUGUGAAAAUCAGCCACACAUCCCCAGAUAUCCCGGCUGAGGUACAAAUGUCCGUCAAGGACCAUAUUAUGCGGCACACACGGCUGCAGCGUCAAACCACAGAGCCAGCCUCGUCCACCAGGCACAUCUCCUUCAAGCGCCACCUACCCCGGCAGAUGCACGUGUCCAGCGUGGACUACGGCAACGACCCCCCACCCGUGGCCGAGCAGCCCACCAGCAUCGGCCGGAUCAAGCCCGAGCUCUACAAGCAGAAGUCGGUGGAUGCUGAUGAAGCCAAGAAUGAGGCGGCCAAGACCUGUGGGAAGAUCAACUUCAGCCUCAAAUACGACUAUGAGAACGAGACCCUCAUUGUGUGCAUCCUGAAGGCAUUCGACCUUCCGGCCAAAGAUUUCUGCGGCAGCUCGGACCCCUAUGUCAAGAUCUACCUCCUGCCUGACCGCAAGUGCAAGUUCCAGACCCGUGUCCACCGUAAGACGCUGAACCCCACGUUCGACGAGAACUUCCACUUCCCCGUGCCCUACGAGGAGCUGGUCGACCGCAAGCUGCACCUGAGCGUCUUCGACUUUGACCGCUUCUCGCGUCAUGACAUGAUCGGCGAGGUCAUUCUGGACAACCUCUUUGAGGCCUCUGACCUGUCCCGUGAAACCUCCAUCUGGAAGGACAUACAGUAUGCCACCAGUGAAAGUGUGGAUCUGGGAGAAAUCAUGUUCUCCCUCUGCUAUCUACCAACUGCAGGUCGCCUCACCCUUACUGUGAUUAAGUGUCGGAACCUCAAAGCUAUGGACAUCACAGGCUACUCAGAUCCUUACGUGAAAGUAUCUCUGCUCUGUGAUGGGCGAAGACUAAAGAAGAAGAAAACAACGAUAAAGAAGAAUACACUUAAUCCAACCUACAAUGAGGCAAUUAUCUUUGACAUUCCACCAGAGAACAUGGACCAAGUCAGCCUACUUAUCUCCGUUAUGGAUUAUGAUCGAGUAGGCCACAAUGAGAUUAUAGGUGUCUGCCGAGUAGGGAUCAAUGCCGAAGGCCUGGGAAGGGACCACUGGAAUGAGAUGUUGGCCUACCCGAGGAAACCAAUUGCUCAUUGGCACUCCCUGGUAGAGGUAAAGAAAUCCUUCAAAGAGUGGCAGGGCCGAGCUGCAAGCUUUGACAGCCAGGGAUCGUGCCCAUCUCCGAAACCACCUCCAACACCGUGAGAUGCACAAUGGUGGAAAACAAAUAGGACUAAGCAAUGUUAUUUUUGCACUUGUUCUGCAGUCUAACUACAGGGCUGCUCAGCAGCAGCAACAACAGCAGCAGCUACAGAAAGUCACUUGCUCCAGAGUCUUCACUGUUCCUGCGCUGGUCCAGGCAGAGAAACUUGUCGUGUGGUCAGAUUUGUCUUAGUCUUUUCUGUCUCCCAAGGUGAUGUUUUUGUGGUUUUCACUUUUAUGGAUCUGCUGUCCAGAAGAAGAAGAAAUGGUGGAUGGAAACCCCAGAUUUUUGUUCUUUAAAAUAUAGUAUAAAAUAGCAGUAUUUUCUGUGGAAGUGGACAAGUUUCAGCUCUUCUAAACCUCCACAAAGCUCAAACCACCAGGAGAAGAAAAUGGAAUUGGUCUGUGGCUACAGCUUUAGAGUCCUUUGGGAAUGGUAUAUAUGAGAAGGUCUUUAUUAGGCUAAUCGUGACACUUGGCCACAUUGCCCAUGUGAUAAAUGAAGGAAGAUUCACAGACUCGUGUACAAACUUUGAAUUCACAGCAACUUCGAAGUGUUCUUGAGCAUUCAGAUGGUUGUGCAGGGUGCCCCUAAUUUGCUUUUCUCAUGAAUUAAAGAUGUGUCGGCUCCUCAUGGAAACUAAAACACUCUCUUCAGAAAUGAUUCUGCUGAAACUCAAUAUAUACCAUAUGUUCUCUGGAUCUUGACAAUUAUUGGUCACAUUUGUUUGAAAACAAGAACUCUGUUUUGGAAAUCUCCCUAAUUACAAAGAAAGUGAGGCAUAGUGCAGAUGAACAAAAUGGAUUCUAAAUAAUAUAUUUUUUUAAUUUCCCUGAGGGGUCACCAUCUGUUUGAAGAAAGCAGAAAAUAAUAAAACGUAAACCCAGAUAAAAUGCUCAUUUUUGAAAAUUGAAGUUUUGCUACUUCCAUAAGUUUCAGGUUCCAGGUGGUGCUUUGGUCCCUCCAGCUGUAUAAGAACUGUCUUCUCCAUUGGCACUAAGUCAGCUAACCUAUUUCAACUGGACUUUUGGGUAAUUUUCAUCUUACACAUUUAGUUCUGUAUAUUGCUAAGUAGUGUUAUUUGUUUCAGUGUUAGUAGUUUUCCUUUAGGUCUUUACUUGAAGCCAAAUUCAGUUGAAAAACUGAUAUUCCUCUGUAUCACCAUGGCACAUUUAUGUUGAUUCAAAUUAAUGCAGUAAUGAAUUUUGCUCCCAAUAAACCAAGGCCAUUCUGUCAA
Ornithorhynchus anatinus (platypus) is the source of this 2681-nucleotide messenger RNA. It is a transcript of the gene SYT6, whose product is annotated as synaptotagmin 6. The record is from RefSeq and is a predicted model, not a curated record. The coding region runs from base 1 to 1446 and encodes 481 amino acids. Gene Ontology annotation, biological process: regulation of calcium ion-dependent exocytosis; cellular response to calcium ion; calcium-ion regulated exocytosis. Gene Ontology annotation, molecular function: phosphatidylserine binding; calcium ion binding; syntaxin binding. Lineage: Eukaryota; Metazoa; Chordata; Mammalia; Monotremata; Ornithorhynchidae. Gene Ontology annotation, cellular component: membrane. The transcript is spliced from 7 exons.